Messenger RNA from Diaporthe citri, 555 nucleotides. RefSeq lists its product as uncharacterized. The coding region runs from base 1 to 555 and encodes 184 amino acids. The transcript has a single exon. NCBI's taxonomy places the organism in Eukaryota, Fungi, Ascomycota, Sordariomycetes, Diaporthales, Diaporthaceae. The record is from RefSeq and is a predicted model, not a curated record.
AUGGGAUUCAGCCUUACUACCCCAGAACACGCUCAGCUAUCACGCUACUUGUCAAGUGGGGCAUACUUUCGUGCAAACAUUGAGCAUAACAGGCUCUGGCAUGAGCCGGUAGUAGAGAUCUACGCGAAUGCCAUCUCGCCGGGAGUUUCCUGUUCAGCCCGAGCCUACGAUCUCGCCAACCGACGGUGGUACGAGCUGAACGUUAGCGAUGCAGCACCGUCGUCCAAUGAGGACAGGAAUGACGAGGACAGUGGACGAUCCGCCACAAGAACAUUCCAGGUUCCUGACGACGACUGGCUGAGCUCAACGGUCGUAAAGCAUAUCAGUGACUGCUACAACUCCACAGGCUCGCCUCCGACCUGGAACAUAAUCAACACGACCUCGAUUGGCUUGCCCGCCACUUUUGAACAAGGGAAAGAAAAUCAUUGUGUCGGCAUUCCGAUUUCUGAGCGAUUCUUCUACGGGCAUAAAUCAUCAGACCAAUUGCCGACGAUACAUUCCCAGGACCUGAGAAACAAGAAAUAUCUCAGCAGAGGCGCAGAUUACUGCGACUGA